CGUCAUGUGCAUCCAUAGGAGAGAGAUACGUGUUGAUUUCGUGGUGCAAUCUCUUAUAACAUGGAUUUUGGCUUUGUAUCUGAAUAAUACUUUGUUAUCUCAUCAAGCAAGGUAGAAAAAACGGCUUAAAAUUGGGGACAACCUCAGAAUACAGUGGAUCUAUUUUGUGGAGAGGCCUUAUUUUUCUCCCGAUCAUUGUUGGAUAAUUGUUAUGUAUAAUGAUGUGUUUAUGAGAUGCAGGAUUUUUUCUUCAAUGGGGAUUUGGAAUUCUUCAGUGGGUUUUAUGGAAAGUUGUUUACUGUUUGUAUAAGAUUUUAUGUGGAUGCGUUCAAUGAUGAAGGAAAAUAAGGUGGAACGUUCGAUAGAUCAAUAAUUCACUUUUCUGACUGUGCUCAUGGGAUAUAGUUAAACAAAUGUGAAAAAAGCAAUUGUUAAUGUUCAAUAUGGCUAAUUUUGAGAGAAAGCUUCCUGUUCCGGAAGGAAGGAAUAAAGAAAAAAGACGCUCCUUCCUUCCAACUCCAAAAUCUUUCACAUCAGCCCCAGAAGUGGGCCCAGACCAAAGUAAGGCAUUUUCGACACAGGAAAAAACCAAACCUCACCUUCAAGUCGGAGACAAAGUCUGUAUUGGGGGAAUCAAACUUGGUGAACUGCGAUAUUUCGGAAAAACGCACAUUGCCGCUGGACUGUGGUGUGGCAUUGAGUUGUACGAAAAGGAAGGGAAACACGAUGGUGAGGUGGAAGGAGUGAGGUAUUUUACGUGUCGACUCGGACAUGGUAUAUUCGCACCUGUUGACAAAGUGUCAAAAAUAGAACUUGUACCCCAUGACCUGCAGGGGGACAUCAUAGAGGAAGAAACCGAAGUUCCUCCCGAGGAUAUACCCGAACAGAAAACAGUAAUUACCAGACCACAGCGACGUCUGCUACCUCAACCACAAGUUUUUGUCAGAAAAGACCCCAAAGAAAAAAUUGCUGUGCCAUCGAAAAUUGAUGAGCAGAAUGAAGAUUUCGAUGAAGUAGACUUUUUGGGCACAUCUGCUGCUCAGGAACCUGUAGUGAUUCCAGGAAAAAGGAGUUUACCUAAAAUCGACCCAAAAAUUAGAGCGGCCAGCUCCAAGCAUUUACCAGAACUUUAUAAUGAACAGGUGUGUAAUUUGACUUCAAAAGAUUCAAAGCAAAGUUCUAUUUAUACAGAUUCUUUAAGUGCAGAUGCUUUAAAUGAAAAUAAAAACUCGAACAAUUGCAUUCCCCAUGAAAAUAAACUAUCAUCUACAUACACCUUGACUCAAGCUUCUGCUGAACCAGGGUUUGCAGCUUUUUCCAAACCCAGUAAAUUACCUGCUCCUUCCAAACUUCCACAACCACCUGCUACCUCUGUCCCAGAAAAAAAUAGCACUAUGUCAGACAACAAACAGUUUACCAUUGAAACCAAAGAGAACAUUGGAAACAAUACAUUUGUCAGUGGUAAUUUGAACAAGACAUACAAUAUAGGGGAAAUUCAAAUCCCUGUGUCCAAAGACACUCAUAUGACUACCCAAAGUAGUGGGGAAGAUUCUAUCAGUGGGGAGGUUCAAGAAUGCUUGUCAUCUGACCAUCGCCAUUUCCUAAACCUGACCUUUGACAUGGAAGGUGGUGGUUCACCCCCUCAACCCACUAGCUCUAUCCAGAAUCCCCAGAAGGUUUUUGAUGGCCUCCAACCUUCAUCCUCUGCAGAUGCCACUUUUGAUAUCAGUCAUAAUUCUAGUCUAGGUGUGUUGGACGUUCAUGAUUCUCAGCUUGAUUCUGAUUUGUUGCAGGGAGAAAUGGAAAAUGUGUCCAAUAGUGAGAAAAAAUCGCUGUUAAAUCUCACCGAUUUGGAGAAGUUGUCAAAGGUUUCAAUUUUGUCCAGAAGACAAGACCGUGUUGCAUCGCUCGGGGAAACUUUUGAGGCUGAAAAUGCUAUAACUUCAACUCCAAAUGUAUCAGGUGGUAGAAUCAAAUCCAGUGUUUUAAGUUUCAGUGCUCAGGCAAAAGAAAGUCAUUCCAAGGACAAGAAUGUGCUUGGAGAGGAGGAUGUAAAUUUUGACAUUCCGCUUAACUUCGAUUUGAAUGCGACAUAUGAGGUGGCCGAGGAAGGAAGGCCGGUGGAAAUGCUGGGAGCGGAUACACUUGACUGGAGAUCAGAGGCUUCCGAUGGGGAGGAACCGUCUGCUAGUUCUGAGGACAGUUCCGAAAACAAACAAACAAACCAGACACAAGACCAAGAUCAGCUGAGGGCUGCGGCCCAGAAAGAGAUCAACCAACGGGUAGACAGUCUGACCGAAAAAAUCAGCAAUCUAGGAAUUACCUCAGACAGUGGGGUUUCUCAGUCCACCGUUAGUGCCCCCAAACCUAAGCUGCCCAUGGUGGAUUCUGGAAUCUCUGAGCAGGGUGACAUAAUGACCCUGGAACAGGGAAGGAUGGCGGACUCUUGUGAGAUGAGGCAGUCGAUGACGGAUGAGAAACAAAACCUGUACAAACUGAUGGAGGAGAAGGAAGAAAUCCAACUACAGGCAGACCUGAUUGCUGGACAUCUGAAAAAAGAACGGCCAUUGUCUCUUGUGUCUUCCAUCAGUGCUGAUACAGGCUAUGUGCCGGACACGGACUCAGAGCGAGGGACCCUGACCAUUAAUUCCCCCCUGGACUGGGCCGAGAAAAUGGCACAGUCAUCCGACUCCAUGGCUGGAGUGGAACUGACUGAUCUGGAUGCUGCUUAUGCACAGUCCUUCAAGAAUUUCCAGACAGCUGUUUUGAGAGGGGCAGGGCAGGUCUUGGAGGAGAGUGAUUCAGAUAUUUGUAGUGAUGGAGGAACCGUUUUAGCGGACAACAAUGACCUGGGGAAAGAAGAUUCAGAAUUUGAAAACAUGUCAAGCCUGCUGACAGACGUUAAAGGAAUCUCCGCUGAUGAUAUUUUACCCCUGAGUAGCGAGGAUAAAGAAACACAGCCUCUAGUAAUAGGGGCUGAUGUUCAGCAGACAGUGUCGGACACAGUUAUUGAGGAUGAGAGGAUAGAGGCUGACCAGCAGCUGGACAAGCUAAACGUGACCAUGGACAUCGUCAGGGAGAGCUCCUCGGAGGAGAAAGAGGCUGAGGACAGUGAGGAGAAGAGGGAGGAGCCAGAUGAGGAAAAUGAGGUCACUGUCAAGGAGGUCUCCGAGGAGGAGAGUGCAGACGAGGGCAGCGUCACCAUCGAGGAGGCGAAACCUCAGAGGAGGAAGAAGAAGAGGGAAGCGGAGAAAGUGGAGCAUAAGAAACCUAACAUUAAGGUGGGGUCACGGAUAGCAGACUACAUCAAGGCACCAGUUCCAGUCAAACCUAAGGAUGAGAAUACAGAGGCUGCAAAAAAUAAGCGUAACAUGGGACCAAAAGGAAAGGCAGCCAGGUUAAAUGAUUCAAAGACAAAAGGUGGGAAGGAGGAGGGCAAUGAAGAGAGGAAGAAAAAGGAGAAAGUGGAAAAGGAGCCACCUAAGAUUAUUAAAAGGACACCUCCAAAAAGUAAAUGGGACAGUAUUAUGUCACAGAUUGAAGCAGAUAAAAAUGUGGCCAAACCUAAGAGUGAAGUGAAAAGUAAGCUGGAGUCUUACCUGAGUACACCUCCACCACCUCCCAAGAAAGAAACGACAGCACCAAAAGAAAAGCCCAAGAAAAAACUGCCCACUGUGCCCACCCCAGAUUUUAGCAAAGUGAAAAGCAAGCUGAACCUGGGGGCCCCUGUUGCCCUGAUAAGAAGGGAGUCAUCUCCAGCAGGGGGUAGGAAGGAUUCCCCCAGGGGUGGUGGUGUGAGUGGGGAGGUCAUAAGAAGACUGUCCUCUGUGGCUUCCAAUGGGAGCUCCAAGGCCCCCAAACUGGAUCUGAAUGACUCUGCCAGCAGCAGUGUACUAGGAUCAGCUAUCAGCUCUGUCCGGAGCAGCCAAUCGGAUCUGGCCGGAGUGGAAGGGGGAGGGGAGUCUAGUGUUCCUAGUACUCCCAAAACUGUACAGAAACCCAGCAAUAAAACUGUUGGAAGAAUCUCCAGUCUCCAGGAACGAGAGAGACGGGCCAGUACCUCCAGCACCAUGUCAACAGCUUCUCAGGGAUCUGUAAAGGCUUUAAAUGCAAAGAAUUCCAGAAUUUCUGAUAUUGCAGCAGCACCAAGACGAAAGUCUGUCCCAGCAAAGGGCUUAGUUCCUGUCAUGAGUCCUUCUGUCAGAAGAACCACACAGGUUUCUAGGAGCCUGGACUCAUCUCCUGCUAACAGACCUCUCAAAAAAACUAAUCUCACUGGUGACAGGGCUAAAAUCACUUCACCUCAAGAAAGUAGAAACACAGUCAAGAAAGACAGCAAAAAAUCAAAGGGAGAUAACAAGCCCAAAUCUCCACCCUCUACAAAGAAAAUAAACAACCAAAACAGAAACAAGACUAAGACUAAGAACAACCAGAAACCGGCCAAUCAGCAAUCAGAUGCCAUCAGUCUCCACAACAAACAGGAAGUGACACGUCUAGAGGCCCUCUGCGAGAGUCGGACCAAGGAACUGAACUAUGCCAGGCUCCAGAUGAAGAGCAAUCUACAGGCUUUUGAUGCCAUGACAGUGAUGGUGCAAUAUCUCUCUCAAGAUUUGGAUGCCUUUUCGAAUCCAAAGUUGUCCUCCCAAGUAAGAACAUUACAGACACAUCUUGAAGAAACCAAGCAGCAAAUUGAGGAACUUCAAGCACAGAAGGGUAAAUUAGAUGAAUCCAUAUUGCAACUGAAUAAAGACCAUUUGGACCAAAUCAAUGCCCUCAAAGUGGAACAUGAGAAGCAGAUAGCCUGGGAAAAAGAAAAACAUGAGGAAAACUUGACUAAUUACCGACAGCUAGCUGAAGAAUACCAUUGUAAAGAAAUAGAUCACAUAAAAACAACUCAUGAUGAAACAAUCACUGAAAUGAAAGCCGACAACUCAUUGAUAAUUCAGAAGCUCAAAAAAGCUCAGGAAGAUGACAUUGCAGCACUCAGGAAUAAACAUGAAGAACAAAUGGAAGAACUUCACAAGCAACACAGAGACAGACUUGAAGAAAUAACACACAGAUUUGAAAACAUUAAAAUGGGACUCUCUGAAAAAGUGGAGACCCUUCGCGGUGAGUGUGAUGAUUUGAGAACUCGCGCUCGAGCCAGUGAGGAGGCCUUGUUACGGGACUCAGAUGUCAAAGUUCAGAUGGCAUUAUCUCCCUAUAAAAACUUGCCACAAGAAAUUGAAAGUUUGAAACUGGUCAUCGAAAUCAGGAACGAGGAGAUACAGAAACUAAAGAACAGGAAUAUCGAACUGGAAAAACAGGCAGAAGAACUUCGGAAUGCCAAGGAGAAGAUAAUUGCCCAGCAACAGAAAAUAGAAAACUUAGAAGCAAUAAUAAGCAUGAAGACUGAUCAUGAAAAGCAACUUCAUGACAAAUGUCAACUGCUGAUGAGGAAAUGUGACAAGGAGUCAAAGGCCAAUAAGCGACUGUCAAUGGAUUUCGAAGAGCUGAUCUAUAAGGUGAAUUUAUCAGACCCUGGGUCCCUGGAGAAUCUGUCCAAAAUUGGGGGGUCCCCCUCUCACAGUGCAAACAGUUCUCCUGCAGUGAGGCGAAAGAACAGAUCGCCAGCCUUUGGGGAUGUUGACAAGUCCCCAGCAAGUCAGGUUUACAGAAGAUCACUUUCUUCUGUAGAAAACUCUGCUGAAAAGAAAAUGAAGAGACGAUCAGCUAAUUUCUUGUACGAGAAGGACCACACUUCUCCAACAGGAAGUCCCAGACAUCGGGUCAAGACUUACUCAGACUCUUGUUCACCCACAAGACUACAUACUCACUCAGAAAGUGAUAGAAUGGUGCAUUCAUGUGAGGAGGUGCCUACAGACAAGUCUAGAGACAACACCGCUCGCCUCAUCCAGUCUUGUAACGACGCCGAGGUGUUCGAGGCACCCCAGGGCCUCCCUGCACCAGUGACUCCUGACGACAUUAAGGUGGUCACAGGGGAGGUCAACCAAAGCAGUAAAGGCUCCAGUCAAGGAAAGACUGAGCUUGUGUCACUGAAUAAUGGUCAGUCUCCGGACAAUCAGGGACAUGGAGGGGUGGAUCUAGAGGAAUUUGAAGGUGAGAGUCUACACAUUGACACGAAUCUGGAAGCGAAGGAGGACACAUCGGACCUGUCUCACUCCACUGAAUCUUACUGCCCCUCGGAAGUGACCUCCGGGACUGGAAGUUUGAUAUGGGACUAUGAGAAAAUGGACUCCAUCAAGUCCAUGGACUCCAGUCAAACAAGUCAGACCAGUGAUUCCAUGCUGGACAGUUCCACCUUAACAGACACCAAAGUUGACAACAAUACUCUCACUAAUAUUAAUGACUUGACCACUGAGGAAAGUGACACUAGUUCUGGCUUUGUGGAAACUGGAGAAAUUCUAGUCACUACCAAAAGUCCUUCAGAAUCAAGAAAAGAAUCUACUGUCUAAAUUUUGUGAAUGAAAAUUUAUGUUUGGCAUUUAACUGAUUUCAUUUUUUUUUUUUUUUGAAAAAAAAAAUCUUUUCUUUCAUUAGAUUGUGGUAAUUAAGUUUUGAUUAAAGCUAUUGUAAGCAGGUUUCUAGUCAGAAUUGCCACUACAUCUCAUUCUACUUAAUCUUAGCCUUUGAAAUUAUUUAUUAUCUACCUCGUGUAUGCAAGGUAAAAUUUCUGCCGAAGUCUUUGGCACUGUAUUCAAAAUGGUACUUAAUAUUGUGAUUUGAAAACAAAGAUUGCUAGAUUUCAAUUUACAUAUUUAUUAAUUGAAAUAUUAAUUAAAUAUUAUUUGUUCUGUGAUACAUAUAUAAUUCUAGAUAUCUAGGAUAGAAUGGGCUUUAUCUGAUAGCUGUGAUUUUUGUUUAGCAUAUCUUGUCAACUUUUAUUUAUAAAACUAACUUAGAUUAAGGGGAGAUCAUUGACAUAAAAGGAAAAAUCUUUUGCUAAUGUUUUCUUCCCAUAUCAGUUAUAGUAAUUGUGUAAUUGGUCGAAAACUAUUGGCAGGAAUUAUAUGCCUUAGAGAGAUGUCAAGGAAAUCCAUACAAUUUUGAUCUCAGUGAACAACAUUUAUGUUAUAUCAUUUCUUUUCACAUUAUCCUGUAAAAGAAACAUCGAGAAUUUGUACAAAACAUCAUGUCAUUUAUGCAGAUGGUUCGUAUUUAUUCAUAUUUAUGAUAUGAAAAGGAACCCUCAGGAUUUAGAUAUCUCAUAAGAAAUUUUCAUCAUCAAUUUUUGUUUUUUGCAUUUACCAGUAUAUAUAUGAUCGUUUUGUCAUUAUAUAAGCUGUACAUAUUUCCUUCAGUGUUGUAACUGUGCUAUUUUCACUUUAUCGUUUUUUGCACUGCUUAGUUCUACUGCCAUACAUUCAUGCCAUAUUGUGUGUUUACUGAUUAUCUUGUAUGUUUGUUUGAGUUGUAUUUUGUCAUUUUUAUCAAUAUUUACUACAGUUUCAAAAAAGCAAUAGAUGUACUGUUCUUCAGCAAGACAUUAAUAUUUCCUAACAUGAUUGAAUUACAUUUCUGAUCAUGAUUGAAUAACUUCAGAUUUACACUGAAUUUUAAGGUCAUUAUAGCAUGAUUUUGCCUUAGAAGGAUCAAUUUCAGGAAAUGAAUGCUUCCUUUACUAAUCUAUCUUUCAAGUUCUUACACAUUUAUUCUAUUAUAAUCUCCAGGGUUUCUGCAUAAAACAUUUGACACAAUAAAAAGUGCUAAGAAUUAACUUUAUUUUCUUUUGAAUUGUUCAUUACCUUGUGUUGAAAGUUUUAUAUCAUAGAAAAUGUAUAAUUGUAACAUCAAUACUUGUUUUUAAAAAUUGGAAACUUACCAGAUGCUGAACUUUAGAAUUAACCAUAAUGAUAUUUAUGUAUGUACAAAUUUGAAUCAUUCCAUGUAAGUAUUUAUUUAUGUUGUAAAAGCAAGUAAAUAUGUGUUCAGAUGGCUAAAAUGCCAUCAGACUUUAAUAUUGAUAAAAAGUGCUUUUUACAA
Messenger RNA from Saccostrea cuccullata (small rock oyster), 7983 nucleotides. Its product is annotated as restin homolog. Gene Ontology annotation, cellular component: nucleus; cytoplasm. The coding region runs from base 435 to 6455 and encodes 2006 amino acids. The transcript has 19 exons. Gene Ontology annotation, molecular function: microtubule binding. NCBI's taxonomy places the organism in Eukaryota, Metazoa, Mollusca, Bivalvia, Ostreida, Ostreidae. The record is from RefSeq and is a predicted model, not a curated record.